AUGUCCAAAGUAUUGCCUCAUAACGAGCCAUCAUUGAGUGACAACAAUGAACCAAACACUGUCCUAAAAGAUACAGGCAUUUUCGACUCUAACAAUGAAGAGAAUUCUCACUUGUUGAAUGAUGAACGCUCAUCCAAAUUCAGCUCUAAAAAGGGAGGAUUGUUGUCAUUUAAAGCAUUUGUAGUGUGUUCCAUUAUCCUUCUCGUUGUAUUGAGCUCGGUAGCUACCUAUUUGUCUGUUUUCAUUGGGUUGUACACUUCGAUUGAUACCAUGACCUCAAUGGUCGUGGCCAAUGUGAUGGACAAGAUUGAACUCCAUCUCAAUAUUGUUCUUGGAAGAAUGAGUACCAUGAGUAGAAUUGCUGCCGAGCAUUACAGUUAUGGACUUGUCACUUUACCCUAUUAUAGAGAAUACUUUUUCACCGCGUACAAAUUGUACGGCAUUUUCUUGGGUUAUGGAUUUCCUUAUCCUUCUGAACGAUAUAAUUACAUUUGGAUUGGAAAGGAUUUUAUGUACACAGCACAAGCUCCAGGAGCUCUUACUACUCGAGAUUUAGUCAACAGUACCACAGGCCAAGUCAUUAAAUACAAUGUGUCCACAGAGACAAGUCCCUUCAGCGUCCUCAAGAAGACAGAUUAUUUUACGUACUAUGUGGAGGAAACUGCCAAGAUUCCAGGCAAUCCUGAAGGUGUUUUUGGCCAAUUGUAUUAUCCAGUGAAUGGAUCUCUUUCAUUUCAGUAUGGAUCAAAAUUGUACGAUCCAGUUCAGUUCAAGUUAGGGAAAAAAGUCAUCAAAGGAGCGUGUCGAUGUUCCAUUCCACUCUUUCUAUUGACCGAUUUCCUCGAACCUCUCAAAGUAUUUGAACGUGGUUAUGUACUUCUCACUGAGGAAGGAAGUACGAUGGCAGUGGCUGGAUCGAUCAAUACCACGACGGCAGAUCUCAAAUCCACACUUUCCAUUUUCAAUAUUACAGAUCGAAAUGCUGGUCAAUUAAUGAAAGACAUUCAAAAUGUCUAUGGUUUUGAUAAGAUGCCCCCGAAAUUGAAAAUUACAAGUCUUGGUGUGAAUUAUAUUGUCACUUCCAAACUCUACACCAUGGAGAAUGUCAAAUGGAGAAUUUUUGUGGUCGUCUAUGAAGAUGAUGUGAGUUUAACAACCAAUAUUAGUAUUGGUGUUUCCAUUUCAGCUGUAGUAAUCAUUGUAGCAUUGAGUAUUUUGUACAGUAUUGGAUUGAGUCAUAUUGUCACGGGUCCAAUUUCACAUCUCAAACAACAAUUUCAAUUUAUCAAAGUAUUCGAUUUGGAUCAAGUUUGUUUCAAAAAUUCUCUCUUCAAGGAAAUGAACGAAAUUUAUUGCUCCCUCUUCCACACCACUCAAUGGUUGAAAGAAAUCAAAUCCUUUGUUCCAGAGAAUGUGUUCUUACAACUACAGAGCGAUCAGAAUGAGAAUAAUUCACACAAGCAAGAGACAACUGUCAAUGAACCAAAGAAUAAGAAAGGAACAACCGCACAACAACAUGUCACAGCAUCCUCUUCACACGAUGAUGGAAUGUCUAACAAUGAACUCUCCAGUCAUCAAUCGUCCUCUCGACACCAUCAAUCCAUGGGCAGUAGAAGAAGUUUGGAAACUGGAAGUGGCCUGUCAGAUGCCAUGAAUUUAUUCAAGAUGGGACUUACUUCCAAGCAGUGCACGGUGGUUUACAUUUUGUUGCCAGAAUAUUUCUUAAUGAAUUCUCAAUCUGAAAUAACACAUUCCUUCCCACGAAUUCUCUCUUACAUUGGAACCAUUUCCAAAUUAGUGAAAGGCGAUUUGCAAAUUAUUGCAAACGAUGAAUUUCGUAUUGUCAUUGAACACAAGAAUCAAGGAAAGAGUUCUGCUACCCUCGCACAAGAAUGCGCUCUAAAAAUCAAAACAGCUCUUGACACGUUAGAAAACAUGAUCAAAAAGAAAACACAAUUAUUCAGUAUUGGAAUUUCAUCAGACAGUAAGGCCUAUAUUGGAAAUUUAGGAACUAAAAAUCAAAGAUAUUAUUCCAUUGUUUCCAAUGCUUCGUUUGCAGCAAAGAAUUUAGCUCUCAUGGCUCACAAGGAAAAUAUCAAAAUUUUAAUUGAUGAAGAAACACAAAGUCAAACUUCUCAACAAUUUGUCACAAGGCCCAUCAGUCGAAUUUUGAAUGAACAAUAUGUACAAUCAUGCUCUCCAAAGAUUUUCACUGCUUACUACCUGAUUCGUGACAGUGUUAUAGAAAACGAUGAAUGGCUCUAUGAACUUGAAAAAGCAAAUGAAAAUAAGAGUAUUCAGGGAAUGCAUGAACAUUUUAAUGCCUUGUUCCAAAACAAUCAUGGAGAAAAUCUUUCACAAGAACAAUUUGUAGAACAUGUUUCACGAGGAGUUGGAGAUUUGAAGAAGUAUGUUGCUUCUCACGAGAAUGAUGAAUUGUCGAUGAACAUUCUUGAAUUGUUUGAACAUUUGCAAAAAGAAAUUGAUUAUAAGAAGGACAUCACAGCUCUUAUUAACAAGGUUAAGGAGUAUCAUGUGAAAGUUCAAAGAUCUUUAAUUUACUCUUCGUCUGGUUUGAUUCAAUAA
This is a messenger RNA of Naegleria lovaniensis, 2586 nucleotides long. RefSeq lists its product as uncharacterized. NCBI's taxonomy places the organism in Eukaryota, Heterolobosea, Eutetramitea, Acrasida, Naegleriidae. The transcript has a single exon. Bases 1 to 2586 code for a protein of 861 amino acids. The record is from RefSeq and is a predicted model, not a curated record.